This is a messenger RNA of Bombyx mori (domestic silkworm), 3941 nucleotides long. RefSeq names its product kinesin-related protein 10. The coding region runs from base 71 to 3424 and encodes 1117 amino acids. Gene Ontology annotation, cellular component: microtubule; kinesin complex. NCBI's taxonomy places the organism in Eukaryota, Metazoa, Arthropoda, Insecta, Lepidoptera, Bombycidae. The transcript has 10 exons. Gene Ontology annotation, molecular function: ATP binding; plus-end-directed microtubule motor activity; microtubule binding. The record is from RefSeq and is a predicted model, not a curated record. Gene Ontology annotation, biological process: microtubule-based movement.
AUUCACGUAUUUACUUGUCUAGCGUGAGCUUUCAAGUCUGAUUUUUAAAUUAAUAAUAAAUGCGGUAGAGAUGUCAAACGUUCGUUUAGCUAUAAGAGUUAGACCUUUUACCGAUAAGGAAUUGAAAUCAGAAAAGGAGCGUGUACGUGUUGUGAAUGUGUUGGACAGUAAAACGGUAACCAUUACUAAUUUGAAGGUGAGCGUAUCAGGAGCUGGCGACAGUCGUGAGCGGGUGCGCAGAUACCAAGCUGAUUACACAUUCGAUAGCGCCUGCUCGCCAAAUCAAUUAACAUACGCCUCGCAGGACAAGGUAUUCGAAACAAUCGGUUGUGAAGUACUGAACAGUGUCUAUCGAGGAUAUUCGGCAUGCGUGCUCGCGUACGGUCAGAGUGCCACCGGCAAAACCCACACCAUGAUGGGAACCGAAGCUCAGCCGGGACUGGUGCCGAGGAUUUGCAGAGCAUUGGCCAACAGAGUACCGUUUGAUAUUACAGUCAGUUUCUUGGAGAUUUACAACGAGCGUGUUCACGAUUUAUUGGUCGGGGAAGCAUUACCCGUAUGCCACUCCCUGCCUAGGCGAAGAGGGAACGCACGCAAGGAUCUACGUGUUCGCGAACAUCCUACUAAAGGACCUUAUGUACAAAAUUUGCGUCGAGUAGCAGUAAAAAAUGUAGAGGAUCUUCUGUCGUUGGUGCGCGAGGGAAGCCGCCGGAGACACACAGCAGCGACCAGACGCAAUCCUACAUCAUCCCGGUCCCACGCGUUGUUGGCGUUAUCCACGUCACGAGCCACCUUGCAUCUCGCUGAUCUAGCUGGAAGUGAGAAAGCGAGCUGGGAAGGGUGCGGUGGUGGCAGACAGAAGGAAGGUGCCAAUAUAAACAAGUCUCUGGUAGCGCUCAGUAAUGUCAUAUCUGCGUUAGUUACCAACGGUUUCGGUAAAAUAAAAUUCGUUCCCUAUCGCGACUCCGCGCUGACUUGGCUGUUGAAAGACUGUUUUACGGGUGGAGCCAGCAGUUUUAUUAUAGCCACUGUGUCUCCGAGUGUAGCGUGCUACGGAGAGUCGGCUUCUACACUCCGUUGGGCGGCCCGAGCUCGUCAGCUCCCGUCAACGAGCCCUCAACUCAGCGGAACCAUUGUUGCAUCCAAAGCAGAUCUACAAGCGCAAUUAAAUCUACUAAUCGCUGAAUUGGCCAACGACUAUAUACGUUAUGUACCAGAGACUGGAAAGAUAAGCUAUGAUGAUAUUCACUGGACAUUACAAAAGAACAGAAUAGUGGUGAGUUCAGAGAACAAAAUAGGCGCUUUUUUGGAUAUCAUGCAUCGGAAAUCCGAUUCUCGCAAUGAAGAGUCCUCAUCAUCAUUGGCUCUGAGUGAUAGUUCGGAUUUCAUCGGUGCAGAGGAUAAGAACAAGAUCACAAAUGAAAUUAACAAAGAGGUCGAUAAAAUCUUAGGGACGUCUUUAGAACGAACGAGUAGUGGAUGUGAUUUGAAAGUAGUUCCACCUCUACGACAUAAACGAAGAGAAUAUCGCUCUCAAGAAGUUUUACCUAUAAAUGAGACAAUUGAUCGUAAUCAAGAACAAAAUAUAGCUCAAAUCGUCAACAGCCAUAGUGAUAUACAAAUAAAUACAAACAAAGAACAAACCAACCUAAUCAAAGUCCCGCAUGCUUCCAUUAUUCAUGAAAAUCAAAGAUCUGAAAUUGUCGCAGCAGUAACGGAGAGAUUGUACUCUAAGCUUAAAAAGAAAGAGAUACCUGCUAUACAUAAAAUGGAAUCUAUAGUUGACAAAAAAAUUGUAGAGCCCUUGAGUGAAUUAAGAAUUUGCACAAAUGCUCGUCAACGCUUAAUAGAAUUGAGUCAAAAAGCUAUCAGAAAUAAAAGAAAGAUUGGAAUACCUGUUUCAACACAGACUAGAGUCUCUGUGAUACGAGUCAAGGAUAAAGCAGUCGAUGUUCAAGCUGAUCUGGAUUCAUAUAUUGUCGAUAGAUCGAAGUCUUAUUCGCUAUAUCGUGACGUCGCUACUGAAACUAUAGCCAUGACCCCUAGAUGUAAAGAGCAAUCUGUGGGGCCUGCGUUUGGGUCAAUGCGAUUCCGUGACUUCUCAACGUCAACGGAAAUUCAAAAAAACAGCUCGAAAAAUUCUUAUACGAUGACUGAUAUCUGUGGUAAAUGUGAUAACAGCACACAGACUCAAGUUUUACCACCUCCGAGACGUAAGAAACGUUGUCCCAAAAACGUCAAUAAUAGUAAUACUUGGAACGUUUCAGAAGAAGCUACUGUGUCUCCAGUUAUAAGCAUUAAUAUAUCCCAAACAUAUCCAGUUGAUUCAGACUCGCAAAGCUCUGAUGAAAAUUCGAACACUGCAACAGACAAUUGUAAAGUAAGUCCCAAAGCAUCAACUCCUGAUUUGUUAACGAAUCACACUGCAGACGCUAUGGAUGCCGUUGAAAAUCAUUUAAGCGUCGAUGGUACCGAUAGUAGACAACCGAGUUUCCCGUAUUCACUUUCAUUAGAAGCCUCAGAUGUCUCCGAAACACAAUAUUGUGAACAUGAAUUUUCAGAUUCGGACGAACACGCAUUACCAAGAGUAAAAGUCGGUUCUUUGUGUCAAAACAAGUCCGACAUAAAAGACUUAAUUUUAGGACGAAACAAAAAUAUGUUUCCUUACAAUAUAAUGCUAUCUCCAGAAAAAGUCAAGGAUUCUUGCAAAAGAACGGUUUCAUUCAAAGAUUUCGAUAUAGAUCAUGCAAUGAAAAUGGCGACUAAAGCGAAUCAAUUGGAUCAUGAACACGUAGAGGAUAAAAGUAAUUACACUUCAGGAGAGGGUUGUUAUCCAGAUUUUGAUAAUACAGUUCAUCGCGAGGAUACUUCUCUAUCAGAUUCUACAGGGUCAAGCAAAAUGGAAACGGAUUCAUUCAUAUGGAAAAGUAAUAAAACUCUGGGAUGUUCAAGAGGUCAUUACGUUCCUGUUUAUAGACCUUCAAAAUGUAAUACUACUAAAUCUCUAUAUAAUAAAGAUCUUUCACGUUUAGAAAAGUGUCUUGAAAACGAACUGACUCCAGUAUAUAUCGGUAAUGCAUUAGAACGCAGCACUGAAGAUUAUCAUUCGCUGAAAAACAAUUACCACGAUUAUAAGAUUUUCGAAAACACGAAUGAAAUGCUUGAACACAAAUUGAAUUCACGUCGCAAAUAUGACUUUCCAACUAUUGAAAAGAACAUUCUUGCGUCAUGCGAAAAGCUUGAACGUAUCGCGAACAAGUAUGACGAUUACGUAUCUAAUAUUGAAAAGGUGAAAGAGAAUAGUCUCAAGAAGAGUUCUUUGGGGACGCCAACAGAAUAUUUGCAACGUUUAAUACAAAUAAGAAAAAGUGUAAUAAAAUCCGAAAGUGAAGAUACAGACAGCUCUUUGGUAUCCCACAAAUAGUUAUAAAUUGAAGACUACUUACUACUGAUUUAUUUCAAUUUUAAUUUAUCCGAAAUGUGACAUCCGUUAAUAUUUCGGUGUUAUAAACUCUUCCGUAAUUAUACAAAAAAUAAAUAGCUAAAUAUAAUAUUCUUCUGUUUGUCUUUUGAUUUAUUUUGUUAAGCAGCUAUUGACGAACUUUAGUGAUAUGAUUAAAUUUUUUCUAAAAAUAUUAAGUUUUAUUUAUUUAAAAAAGUCACAAAACAGUGAGGUGUCAGUGAUUAUAGUCUAGUGUACAUCAUUGGACGAACAAAUAAUAUUAUUUCUUAGAUUUUGGCGUUAUAGAUAUCAGCAGUUUAGAGCCCGUAGGGGGUGCUGAGAUUCCACGAUAUUUUCUUCACAGCAGAGGAUGUCUGUCCAGCGAGAUAAUUAAUUGUAAAUACAAAUAUAUACUUGUCUAAUGAAUAUAAUUAUAUAUAACUAUUACAUAUUUUUGUGUAGAAAUUCUAAUUAGAUGUCACACCCAAAAGAAAAACAA